AUGAGCCUGCCCGCUUUGCUGCUGGUGCUGGCUCCAGGUACUUUGGCCCAAUACACGGUGACCCAGGACCGGUCCCAGGCCCCUGCCCAUGAAGGAGAACCCAUCCAGCUCAACUGCUCCUACACGGGCACCGAGUACAGCGUGCAUUGGUACCGCCAGCCCCAGGGAGGCCAGCUGCGGUUCAUGGCCUCCCUGUCCUCUAGCGGCAGAGACACUAGAGAGAAUUUCACCAUGAGCCUGGACACCAAAACCAAAAGCAGCUUCUUGUACCUGAACAGCAGCUGCCUGGAAGACUCUGCUGUGUAUCUGUGUGCCAUGGAGCACCGUGCUAGGUCAAACACUUUCAGACUGAACCACGUGCAGUUUGUAAAACUCCGUCUGUCUCCUGGUGGCUCAUCUCUAGCCCUCCACUGUAAGGGGACUUCCAGCCAAACACCCGCCCCCGCCUCCCUGGGCAUCACCUCCUUUGGCCUCCCUCGCCCUGUUUUCCCCACAGGGCCCAAGGCCCAUACGCUGUCAUUCGGGGGGAGCUGCCAGGCCGAGGUGCACCAGAACCUGUCUGCGGUCACUCGGGAAGGGCAGAACAGCAGCAUCACCUGCCACUACACGACGAGCGAUUUCAGGAGUUUGCGGUGGUUCAGGCAGCUUCCCGGAGGCCAGCCUGUCUCCCUGCUGAUUCUGGUGUCCGAUGGGAAACAAACCAAGGAGCCCAACCUCACGGCGGAGCUCGACAAGGGGAAGCAGCUGAGCUCCCUGCACAUCAGAGAAUCACAGCUGGGAGAUGCAGCCACCUACUUCUGCGCCGUGGAGACACAGAAUGAGUCCUAUGUGGGGCGGGUCAACCACACUGUGGUGACUCAUUUCAUCCUCUUAGGGAUCCCCAAUGCCAGCGGCCUCCAGACCAUCCUCUUCAUCACCUUCUUAGCAUUCUACCUCUGCACUCUGCUGGGCAACCUGCUCAUCUUAUUAGCCAUCCUCGCUGACCCCUGUCUGCACACCCCCAUGUAUUUCUUCCUCUGCAACCUCUCCGUGCUGGACAUCGGUUUUUCCUCCAUCAGCACCCCUAAAUUCCUGGCCAACCUCUGGGUUCGGAGCAGGGUCAUCUCUCUGGGCAGGUGCAUGUCCCAGGUCUUCUUCUACCACUUCCUGGGCAGCACCGAGUGCCUGCUCUACACCGUCAUGGCCUACAACCGGUACGUGGCCAUCUGCCACCCCCUGCGCUACCUGCUCAUCAUGAACCGGAGGGUGUGUGCCCUCCUGGCCGCCAGCACCUGGAUCACCAGCUCCUUCCACGCCACCAUCCUCACCAGCCUGACCUUCACGCUGCCCUACUGUGGGUCCAAUGUGGUGGACUAUUUCUUCUGCGACAUCUUCCCGGUGGUCCAGCUGGCCUGUGCAGACACAUACAUCAUUGAGACUGUGACCUUCACCAACACUGGCAUGGUGCCCACGACCUGCUUCCUCCUCAUCCUCGCGUCCUACGUCAGGAUCGUCUAUUCUGUCCUGAAGAUAAACUCAGGCGAAGGGCGGCGCAAAGCAGCCUCCACUUGCGCCUCGCAUCUGGCGGUGGUGACACUGUUCUUCGGGCCCUGCGCCCUGGUCUACACGCAGCCCCAGCUGAGCAAAGUGCUGGUGACCCCUGUGCAGAUCUUCGGAAACGUGGUCACGCCCAUGCUGAACCCGGCCAUCUACACGCUGACGAACAAGGAGGUGAAAGAAGCUCUGAGAAAACUGAGAGGGGGUCAAACGCCUGCAUGUUGA
This is a messenger RNA of Caretta caretta (loggerhead turtle), 1761 nucleotides long. Lineage: Eukaryota; Metazoa; Chordata; Testudines; Cheloniidae. The record is from RefSeq and is a predicted model, not a curated record.